Symbiodinium natans is the source of this 2148-nucleotide messenger RNA. The record is from the annotation of a GenBank genome assembly. Lineage: Eukaryota; Dinophyceae; Suessiales; Symbiodiniaceae.
AUGACAUCCAAAGGGAGGAGAAGCCGCGCCUUGCGCAGGGCCAUGCGCGUUGCAAAGAUGAAGGUGGCACGAUACAGCCCGCGAUGCAUCGGCCGAUUUCUUGAGUCGACACCGACCUUCCUAAACUGGAGGCCACCACCUCGGCUAAGGUUUGGUGUAAGCUUUGGAGCUUCACCGGCGCAAAGCAUGGACAGCAGUCCAGGUGGGCCUUUUGACUGCAGUUCUCCUCCUUCCAGUUCCGUUCCCAUGGGCAGGACCGUUUCCCUGCCGACAGCUCGUGGACAAAGAGCACUUGUCCUGCCUGUCGUAAAUCGCCGUGCAAAAACUUGCAAGGCAUCCGUGUUGUCCAAAAUUGCAGCCUCUGUAACUGCGACUGGUCCACAUGCAUCUGAACAGCAGCCCCCUGCAUCAACUUCCUCUUCGGAGGUCAGUCUUCAGCUUGGAGAGAUCUUUGAUGCAUGCGCUCCGCCGGGGAGGGUUCUGUGUCCUGGUUCUUUCGAACGUGUGGUUGAUCUCCUGAAUGAGAGGUUCGGCGUCAGCUUUCAAUCUCACGAUGUGAGAGGGCUCCAGAGCAUGCUAUGCGUGAGCGGACAGGAUGCAGUUGGCCGUGAGGCUUUCGUGCGCCACGUGGGCACCCUCUUGGCCGCCUUGUCGGCUUCCAAGGGCCUCUCCUUGGCACAGCUCAAGGUCCUCCUGGCAACGGCCUUUGAGCGCUUUGAUACGGACUCCAACGGAAGCAUCACCGAAGUCGAGUUUGCAGCGGCGCUGGCCAGCUGCGACAUCCACCUGCCCAGCAGCCAGGUAGCCGCGCUGCUGAAGUUUCUGUCGCCAAAUUGCAGAGACGAUGCGGUCGCCGUUUCCCGAGCGGACCUGGCAGCAAGGAAUUCUCCGCCGAGCUUGGAGGAGCAAGUUCAAGCAGCUUUUCAGGGCGCAAGCACAAGCUUGGCCGAAACCACCGGAUGGAAGAGCGCCGUAAAGAUGGCGGGGAGGGUCCUGGCUGUUCUCGAAGAGCCGGGGAGUCCCAAAAGCCAUCUCUACGGUGUGAUCGCAGCCAUCGUCGGGAGGGACGUUUCAAGCGAGAUGCUGGCAGACACAAGUGAGCUGCUACUCACCUUAGCAAGCGUGGUGCUCGUGCUUCAGGGCCAUGCGCACGGAUCGCCCAUGUUGCCCGCCGAGUGGAUGGAUCAGCUCAGAAGCGUGGCAGACGACCUCGCUGCCUCGUUCCAGGACCUCGUUGACUCUGGCCCCAUGGGCCCUCUUUUGCUUUCAGGAGUCCUUGGAGCCUUCAAAGCACUACGAACCCAUGAGCCGGUGUCCUUCAGUGAGAAGGAGGCCCUGCUCUUUGCGCGCACCUUCCACGCAAAGGGCUGCCCUGUGCCUCUCUUUCAGAAGCUGCUGGCUUGUGGACACUGCCAGUGGACCUCUGCCUCAGAAGGGGAUCUCUUGCAAGACUCGGCUUGUGGGCAGGUUCACAUUCUCGUGCGUGGGCAGGUCCACAGGCGCAGUAUGGAUCAGCACGUGGUUGUACAACCCGGUGAGGUCAUCAGAGGAUGCAGAGAUGGAGAAGCGGUGAUUGCUUCCAGCAAUGCAGUUUUUGCUACCCUGGAUGCUGAAAGGCUAAGCCAGUGCGUUCAGAACUCGCCCGACACCCUCCUUGUCAAGUUGGUCAAGGAGAUCUUGCGUGACGCAGGAAUCGGACAAGCGGCGGGCUCUGAAGUGGACUGGCCACCCUUGGAUGUAGCUACAAGUCCUGCAAGCUCAAGCUCCGCCUCUGGAUGGCUCUCUCCAUUCGCGGCUGCUCUCCAGGUUCAGGCCAAGCGCAAGGGCCUGUCGGUCUGCACGGAAGUCACCGAUGGCUUGCAGCACAUCUUGUCGCAGGAGGACAUGCCCUGGCCCGCGAAGUUCGAGAGAUGCCGCGCGCUGGUGUUGGACAACGCGGAUGUCUUUGUUGAGAGCCUCGAGGCGCUGGUCGACAUCACCGGAGCUUGCUCGGCGCUGCUUGCCUUUUGGACCCAAUCUUCAGCCCCGACACCAGAGAACGUGCUCCAGCUGGCUCCAAUCAUGAUUCUCCUAAGCCUGGUCGCCGUACAUGCCGAGCGUCGCGGGGCGGCUCAUGCUGUCAGCCCCAUGGGUGUAUCAAGCCCAUAG